AUGGAUAAGCCCACAAAAAAACAUAUAGAAUUUUGUAUUAAAAGAAUUGAAGAUAUUUUAAGUUUUGGAAUUAAGAAAAUUGUUCUAGUUUUUGAUGGACAUAAACUUCCUUCUAAAGAACAAACUGAAUAAAUAAGAAAAACGAAUAGAGAAGAAGCUAGAUAAGAAGCUUUAAAACUUAUGGAAGAAGGUAAAAAAGAAUAAGCUUUUAAAAAAUUCGCAAGUUCAGUUGAUGUUACAGCUUAAAUGGCAUAUGAUUUAAUAAAAGUAUUUGAAGGUCGAUAAGAUGUAGAAUGCAUUGUAAGCCCAUUUGAGGCAGAUGCUUAAUUAGCAUAUUUAAGUAAAACAAAUUAUGUAGAUUUAGUAGUAAGUGAAGAUUCAGAUUUAUUAGCAUUUGGCUAUAGUAAAUUUGAAUGA
This is a messenger RNA of Ichthyophthirius multifiliis, 417 nucleotides long. RefSeq lists its product as hypothetical. The transcript is spliced from 5 exons. Gene Ontology annotation, molecular function: metal ion binding; 5'-flap endonuclease activity. The record is from RefSeq and is a predicted model, not a curated record. Lineage: Eukaryota; Ciliophora; Oligohymenophorea; Hymenostomatida.